Messenger RNA from Ustilago hordei, 1533 nucleotides. RefSeq lists its product as uncharacterized. Lineage: Eukaryota; Fungi; Basidiomycota; Ustilaginomycetes; Ustilaginales; Ustilaginaceae. Bases 1 to 1533 code for a protein of 510 amino acids. Gene Ontology annotation, biological process: proteolysis. The transcript has a single exon. Gene Ontology annotation, molecular function: aspartic-type endopeptidase activity. The record is from RefSeq and is a predicted model, not a curated record.
AUGAAGCCUUGCUCUGCAUUCGUUGGCCUCACUGCCGCCGCCACUCUCAGCAGCGUUGUUCUCGCCAAGCAACAGCUCGACGUCUCUCACGAUCCCAUCGCCGUACUUUUCACAGCGGACGGAACCCCUUCUCAUCCUAGCUUCCUCAAGUCGCGAUGGGAGACCUCCGAGUUCCCUCUCGAGUUCCGAAAGCGUGACCUUUCUGGUGCAGGUUCCAAGUGCAGCGAAAACCCUUGCCCUGCUCAAGACGGCAAAGAGCAUGGCAAGGGUCACGACAGCGAGCACCGACAUCGCGGCCGCCUCAACAUUCACAGCGCCAUCGACCACCUCGGCCACAAGGUCGAAAGCUGGAUUGAGGGUGACAAGUACCAUGACCACUCGCUUGGCAUCGUCAUCAACAAGGCUACCGACAACUCUGCCGACAACGAGUGGCUUGUCAACGUCGGUUUUGGCACACCACCUCAGACCCUCAAGAUGGUCUUUGACUCGGGCAGUCCUGACACCUGGGUCUACUCUCCCGCCUGUUGCUAUGCCAACAACCAUACCUUCUUUGAUCCAGCCAAGUCGUCCACCUACCACAACCGCACCCUCCUCAACCCCGCUGCAGAGGCUCCUGGCCAGCCCUGGUCCUCCACCUACGGCUCUGGCUCAAAAGUGUCCGGCUACGUCGGCCUUGACACUUUCACCUUCGGCCAGCAGAAUCUUAAGGUCGACAAUCUCCCUCUGGCACUCGCCACCAAUCUCACUGGCUCACGCGCUUCGCGUGGCAUGCAAGGCCUUCUCGGUCUCUCAUCCAGCAGCGGCUCGGGUACACAGGGCGGUUGGACCACUCCCUUCGAGGCCAUGUCAUCUCGCCGUCUGAUCAACGAGACCUACCUCACCGCUACCCUCAGGAAGGCCAACCGCAACACCGGCAAUGGCGGUGGAGGACGUUACACUUUUGGCGAGGUCGAUGAUGAUCACCUUGAAGGCGACAUCACCUGGUCUCCUGUCCUUUCGCCCUUCCUCUGGGCCGGCCGAUUCGACAAGAUGACGAUGGGCAACACCACUCUGGCCUCUGAUCCAAAGAGCGAACUUUUCCCUACUCGCUUCAUGAUCGAUACUGGCUCUGCUGUUCUUUACCUGCCUCCGCCUAUCGUCAAGCAAAUCAACAGCCAGAUCCAUGGCUCCAUCAUUGCCAAUGCUAGCAGCGGUCUUGCUUUCCCUUACCUCGUUCCAUGCGACACUGGUCUCAAGCGGCACGAGAACAAGUUCAACAACCCUACCUUUACCCUUCAGAUUGGCGAUACCCCCUUUACCAUGCCCAAAGAGGACUAUGUCUUCUAUGCCAACCAACCUGUCCCCGCCGCUGCCGCUGGUGGUGUCAAGAACAUGUGCUACUCUGCUUUCCAGACUGGCCCACCUCAGAUCUCCAUCAUUGGCUUGAGCUUCAUCAAGAACCACGUCGUUGUCUUUGACCAGGGUGGAUGCAACCUUACUUGGACCGCAAGGCGCAUUGGUCUCGGUCAGCGAUCCGACGUUCGCUACGACUAG